Fraxinus pennsylvanica is the source of this 303-nucleotide messenger RNA. The record is from the annotation of a GenBank genome assembly. Lineage: Eukaryota; Viridiplantae; Streptophyta; Magnoliopsida; Lamiales; Oleaceae.
AUGAAGAGAAGUGACCUUGAGAUUGCAAUAUGUGAGUGCUGUGGGCUGACAGAGGAGUGCACGGAGGCUUAUGUGGCGUGUGUUCGAGAGCGCUACCAGGGGUGGUGGAUAUGCGGGCUGUGCGCAGAGGCAGUGAAGGAUGAGAUUGUGAGAUCAGAGAAACGGAUUGGAAAUGAGGAGGCUUUAAAUCAGCACAUGAGUUUUUGCAAGGAAUUUAAGAGUUUAAGGCCACCUAAGAAUUCAACUGAGGAACUCAUUUCUGCUGUCAAGCAGCUGCUUCUGAGGAGCUUAGAUUGUUAUUGA